Messenger RNA from Nannospalax galili (Upper Galilee mountains blind mole rat), 2469 nucleotides. It is a transcript of the gene Gal3st3, whose product is annotated as galactose-3-O-sulfotransferase 3. The record is from RefSeq and is a predicted model, not a curated record. Gene Ontology annotation, cellular component: membrane. Lineage: Eukaryota; Metazoa; Chordata; Mammalia; Rodentia; Spalacidae. Bases 617 to 1915 code for a protein of 432 amino acids. The transcript is spliced from 4 exons. Gene Ontology annotation, biological process: glycolipid biosynthetic process. Gene Ontology annotation, molecular function: galactosylceramide sulfotransferase activity.
GCCGGCAGAGCGAGAGGAGCCGAGCUGAGCAGCCGCUGCCACCUGAUCCCAUCCAGGCGCAGCGAGGCAAGCGACCUGCAUUCUGUGCUCUGGGCCCCUGGUACCCUCAGACAGGGCGAGGAUUUGAGGAUAAGGGACCAGAGGGAGCGGAGGGCAACCCUCGAUUAGAGCCGGAGGCAGAGCCAGCGCGCACGCAACAGGGUCUCUCUGUAGCCCCAGCUGUCCUGGAACUCACUAUAUAGUGGAUUUUACUUUCAAUUUGGACAAUUUGGCUCAAGAAUUUACAGUGGCUCCCGGGCUCCCACAGGCCACCAAACCCCCAAAAUCAGGCCUGUCCCACAUUGGCUGCCUGGGUCUGGCGUCUCCCAGGAUCUCACUGUGGCCUCCACAUGUUAUCGAGUUUGAGACCAUCAGGAAAAGACCACCAGAGACCAGCAGUCCUGCUAAGGCCUGGAGCCAUCUAGUCUACCAACUGCAAACCUGUCUGCCUCCUUAUUCUGCCAGGCUUCUCAGGAACACUGUCCCUGCUACCAGAGCCUCAGAAGCCCCCAUGAGUGCUAUUGAAGGAAGUCCUGGAUAGUGAAGCCCUGGCUGGUCCAGGAGUAGGCACUCCACCAUGCCACCCAUCCUCCAGCGCCUGCAGCAGGCCACCAAGAUGAUGAGCCGCAGAAAAAUCCUGUUGUUGGUACUGGGGUGCAGUACCAUAAGCCUCCUCAUCCACCAGGGGGCACAACUCAGUUGGUACCCCAAGUUGUUCCCUCUGAGCUGCCCGCCUCUGCGGGAAUCGCCACCUCGCCCCAAGCACAUGACUGUGGCCUUCUUGAAGACUCACAAGACGGCGGGCACCACGGUCCAGAACAUCCUGUUCCGCUUCGCGGAACGCCACAACCUGACCGUCGCCCUGCCGCACCCCAGCUGCGAGCACCAGUUCUGCUACCCGCGAAACUUCUCGGCGCACUUCGUGCACCCGGCCACGCGGCCUCCCCACGUGCUGGCCAGCCACCUGCGCUUCAAUCGCGCCGAGCUCCAGCGCCUCAUGCCACCCGGCACCGUGUACGUCACUAUCCUGCGCGAGCCGGCCGCCAUGUUCGAGUCGCUCUUCAGCUACUACAACCAAUACUGCCCGGCCUUCCGGCGCGUGCCCAACGCGUCACUCGAGGCUUUCCUGCGCGCGCCCGAGGUCUACUACCGACCCGGCGAGCACUUCGCCAUGUUGGCGCACAACACGCUGGCCUACGACCUGGGCGGUGACAACGAGCGCAGCCCUCGCGACGACGCGGCCUACCUGGCGGGCCUCAUCCGCCAGGUGGAGGAAGUCUUCUCGCUUGUCAUGAUCGCCGAGUACUUCGAUGAGUCGCUCGUGCUCCUGCGGCGCCUGUUGGCCUGGGACCUAGACGACGUGCUGUACGCCAAGCUCAACGCGCGCGCCACCAGCUCGCGCCUGGCCAGCAUCCCCGCAGCGCUGGCGCGGGCCGCGCGCACCUGGAACGCGUUGGACGCCGGCCUCUACGACCACUUCAACGCCACCUUCUGGCGCCGCGUGGCGCGCGCUGGCCGCGCAUGCGUGGAGCGCGAAGCGCGGGAGCUGCGCGAGGCUCGCCUGCGCCUGGUUCGUCGCUGCUUCGGUGACGAGCCGGUGCUGCGCCCAGCCGCGCAGAUCCGCACCAAGCAGCUGCAACCGUGGCAGCCCAGCCGCAAGGUGGACAUCAUGGGUUACGACCUGCCCGGCGGUGGCGGCGCCGGCCCGGCCACCGAGGCCUGCCUCAAGCUGGCCAUGCCCGAGGUGCAGUACUCGAACUACCUGCUGCGCAAGCAGAAGCGCCGGGGAGGCCUGCGGGCUCGGCCGGAUCCGGUCCUGGAUAACCCCCCACCGCGGCCCAUCCGGGCACUGCCCCGCAGCGCUCAGGGCACCUGAGUUCUGCCCUGCCCUCCCAGGAGGAGGUUGGCCCCUGGGCUUGGCCCAGUAGGGUGCCCUCCCCUCUCCCCCCAGGGGCUUGAUCCCUGUUGCGCAACUUGGAGGUGCAUCUGCAUCUGAGCCUGCCACCCUAGCGUUGGCUGAACCCCACCUUCCAGGAUGGCACCGAUAGGACACCCACUCCUUCCCAAUUGGUUGGUGACCUUGACAAGAGGGCUAAGGGCGGUCCAGAACUGCCUGCCCUGCCUUUUUCUGGGGACUCAGCACCUCACGUCUUUUCUGGGAGCUGAGCCCCUACCUGUGAAGUUGCACGACCACAAGCCCCAGAGAGAGGCCGAGGCCUGGGAAAACACUGUCCCUCCUGUCAGCUCCUGGGGUCCUGCUGCAGGCCCCAGGCCCAGGGUUGCAGAGGCCUCACACUGUCUUCCAAGUUCUACCUUCCCUACACACCUAAGCUGCUCCCAGACUCCCAGAACCAAGAGUUCUUGAGUUGGGCUUGUUGUUUGGUUUUUUUUUUUUUUUUUUGGUCUUUUUGAGACGGUCUCCCUGUAGCC